Parathielavia appendiculata is the source of this 548-nucleotide messenger RNA. RefSeq lists its product as uncharacterized. The coding region runs from base 1 to 483 and encodes 160 amino acids. The transcript has a single exon. The record is from RefSeq and is a predicted model, not a curated record. Lineage: Eukaryota; Fungi; Ascomycota; Sordariomycetes; Sordariales; Chaetomiaceae.
AUGCCAGUCUUGGCCGACUACCUGAAAUCCAUCGACGCGCGUAACGAGGCUAGGGCGGCCGAGCUCAAAAACGAACUCUUGGCCGCAACAGCGGCGCAAACCGCGCAGCUACAGACAUUACUGACUGCAGGAUUUACUUUCGAAGUGAAGGCAGCUGUCUCGCAGGCCGCCGCCGCAGCAAUUCUACUGCCGGUAGAAGAGAGGAGGGGAAGCCGGUAUACGUCUGCCCAGUCGAGUAUAAACGCGAGCCGUUCAACAAGCCCCAGCCCAGUGCCGGGCCGCUUCCCAGCGGGGUCGUACGACACUCACACUCCUGCGCCCGAACUGCGGCCGGACACCAACCCAGACCCAGAGUUGCAGCCGCCGCAGUACUCAAUGUGCCGGGCGAUCAAGACGGUUGAGGGCCUGUGGCGGGAGUGGACUGUUGGCCUGUCGGGCCGGCCGGCCAUUGCAGCUCUCGACCGCAAAUGGGGCAACCGCUGAUGGGCUGGGCGGCGGGGCGAACUGCAGUGGUUCUCGAUGCAGCUAGAGGUAUUCAGGGAGAUCCG